This is a messenger RNA of Cucurbita maxima (winter squash), 1425 nucleotides long. RefSeq names its product kaempferol 3-O-beta-D-galactosyltransferase-like. Bases 12 to 1373 code for a protein of 453 amino acids. The record is from RefSeq and is a predicted model, not a curated record. NCBI's taxonomy places the organism in Eukaryota, Viridiplantae, Streptophyta, Magnoliopsida, Cucurbitales, Cucurbitaceae. The transcript is spliced from 2 exons. Gene Ontology annotation, molecular function: UDP-glycosyltransferase activity.
AGAGCCCAUCAAUGGAAGAAGUGGCAAGAACCCAUCAAUGGCGUCAUCAAGUACUGAUUUUUGCUUUCCCUUUUGGCAGCCAUCCGAGCUGCCUUCUCAGCCUCGUCCGGCGACUCGCCGACGAGGCUCCAGCUGUGAAAUUCUCUUUCUUCAACACCAGCACUUCCAACGCCGCCAUUUUCAACGACUGCCGUCGGAAUCACAACGUUUUUCCUUACAGUGUCGGAGAUGGCCUGCCGGAAGAGUACGUCAGAAAACAGGGAGUGCCGGCGGAACCCGCAGCGCUUUUUCUAAAGGCGGCUGCUGGGAACUUCAGGAUGGCGGUUGCGUUCGCGGUGGAGACGGCGGCUGUGGAGGUUCGAGGAGUUGUGAGUGACGCGUUUUUGUGGUUCGCCGGUGAGAUUGCGGCGGAGAUGAAGGUUCCUUGGGUUCCGGUUUGGGUUCCCGGGCUACGGAGUCUGGUUGUUCAUCUUCACACCGAUUUGUUCCGGCGAAAACUGGCGGAUACCGUAGAUGAUAAAGAGAAAGUCAUCGAUUUCCUUCCUAGGUUUGAAGCAAUACGUAAAGUUGACUUACAAGAAGGCGUAGUGCACGGAGAUUUAGAAUCACCCUUUGCAAAUAUGUUACGUAAGAUGGAGAUUCAUUUACCGAAAGCCUCCGCUGUCGUCAUAAACAGUUUCAAAGAAGCCGAACCUGAGAUGUUCGACAUUCUAACACCAAUGCUUCAAAAGCUACUCACGAUUGCACCACUUAACAUAACACCAUCAACAUCAAUUAUUGCCGACGAGCACGGCUGUCUCGAAUGGUUAGACAAGCAAAAGCCAAUGUCUGUGGCAUACAUAUGCUUCGGUACUUUUUUAGCACUCCCCCCUAACGAGUUAUCGGCACUGACCGAGGCGUUGGUCGAGAGUAGGGUUCAUUUUCUAUGGUCGUUUAGGGGCAACCCUAAGAAGAGCUUCUCUAAGGACUUCCUUGAAGUAGUUGAUGUGCAAGGAAAAUUAGUGCCAUGGGCUCCCCAAACAAGAGUGUUGGCACAUUCUUCAGUUAGGGUUUUUAUAGCUCAUUGUGGAUGGAACUCUGUUUUGGAGGCUAUAAUGGCUGGUGUGCCUAUGAUAUGUAGGCCCUUUGUUGGGGACAAUGCCCUUAAUGCAAGGACAAUGGAGUUUCAAUGGAAGGCUGGCUUAGGGCUUCAAGAUGGAAUAUUCACAAAGGAUGAAGUAAUGAAAGCAAUGAACUCGAUCUUCGACCCUUAUAAAGGGGCUGAAAUAAGUCGGAAUCUUAAAACGCUUAAAGAUCUAGCUCUUGACGCUACUCGACCUGAAGGAAGUUCAACUAAAAACUUUAAUUCAUUGGUCGAGUUACUUACCAAGUAGCUAGUUAUCUAACUUUCGUUUCAAUUUUUUGUACUUUUGAUUACUUUGUUUU